AUGGGGGGGGGGGGGUCCCGGCAGCCGGUGCCCGCGCUCUACCCCGACCUGGCCGCGCUGGAGGAGCGCGCGGGGCCGCGGCGGGCGGGCGGGCGGCCGGGGCUGCGCGAGAUCCACCUCCGCAAGGACGAGCGCGGCGACACGGGGCUGCGGCUGAGGAACGUCGACCAGGGCCUCUUCGUGCGGCUGGUGGAGGCCGGCUCGCCGGCGGCGCUGGCGGGGCUGCGCUUCGGCGACCAGGUGCUGCAGCUCGACGGGCGCAGCUGCGCCGGCUGGAGCAGCGGCAGGGCCCGCCGGGCGCUCAGGAAGGCGUCCGCCGAGAAGCUGGUGCUGGUGGUGCGGGACAGCCCCUUCCAGUGCACCGUGACCGUGCACAAGGACAGCGCCGGGCGCCUGGGCUUCGUCCUCAAGAAGGGGCAGAUCGUGUCGCUGGCCCAGGACGGCUCCGCCGCCCGCAACGGCCUCCUCACCCGCCACCGCGUCUGCGAGGUGAACGGCCAGGACGUCGUCGGCCUCCAGGACAAGCAGCUCACGGAGGUGCUGGCCGCGGCCGGGCGCGCCGUCACGCUCGCCGUCAUCCCCGCCGUCAUCUACAAGCGCGUGGCCAAGCGGUGAGUCCGCGUCCCCCCCGCCGCGCACCCGCUCCGGCAGGCGCCCGACGCCGGCUCCAGCGAAAGCAGACACGGACCCAGCGACGUUUAUUACAGCCACCACAGACAGCGGUUACAGGACAGCGGAAACGACAGAAGGGGGGGGGUACAGCUUUUUAAGUUCUGUAUUUAAAAAAUAUAU
Rhea pennata is the source of this 792-nucleotide messenger RNA. It is a transcript of the gene SDCBP2, whose product is annotated as syndecan binding protein 2. Gene Ontology annotation, cellular component: cytoplasm; plasma membrane. Gene Ontology annotation, molecular function: protein binding. Bases 1 to 615 code for a protein of 204 amino acids. NCBI's taxonomy places the organism in Eukaryota, Metazoa, Chordata, Aves, Rheiformes, Rheidae. The transcript is spliced from 5 exons. The record is from RefSeq and is a predicted model, not a curated record.